Messenger RNA from Hippopotamus amphibius kiboko, 2400 nucleotides. RefSeq names its product V-set and immunoglobulin domain containing 10 like 2 (gene VSIG10L2). Gene Ontology annotation, molecular function: protein binding. Lineage: Eukaryota; Metazoa; Chordata; Mammalia; Artiodactyla; Hippopotamidae. The record is from RefSeq and is a predicted model, not a curated record.
AUGGUGGGUCAGAGGGCCCCGUACACACCACUCAGCCUUCUGCUGCUGGCACCCCUGUGCCUUCUGCAUCCAGGGAUCUCAGCUGACGUUGCCUCUCUGUCUCCAGGGCAGCCCCAUUCGGCCCCAGGAGCCCCCGAGGAGGCCCCCUCCAUCCAAGGAGUGCGGGGAGGCUCCGUGGAGCUGGCCUGUGACUCCCAGCCUGCCCCCGUGGUGGUCUUCUGGAGCUUCACUCCCCUGGGCUCACUGAUUCCCCGGCCUGUGGCUGUCACCAACAGAGCUGAGUCCAAGGUGGAGGCCGGGGCGUCAGCUCUGGGCGCCGUGAGUCUGCGGAACAGCAGCCUGGUGCUGGGGGAGCUGCGGGAGGGGGCCCGCGGCCACUUCCUGUGCCAGGCCCUGCACAUGGCUGGCGGCCAGCUCCACACAACCUACUCCUCUCUCGCUCUGGCCGUGCUGGUGCCCGUAUCGAAGCCUCAGGUGCGGCGGAGUGACCUGUCCCCAGUGGAGGGGACCUCCGUGGUGGCCACAUGUGCAGUGUGGGAGGGCACGGAGCCCAUGACCUUUGCCUGGCAGCAUCAGGCACCCCGAGGCCCUGGAGAGGCUCUGGUAGGGGUCACAAAGCAUCUGAUCCAGCUGGACCCAGUCAACCGGACACACCUGGGCUGGUACACACGCACGGCCCAUAAUGCUGUCAACUGGCUAAGCAGCGAUGGAGUCUUCCUGGAUGUCAUCUAUGGUCCAGACACCCCUGUGAUCACCGUGGAGCCGCUGGGCUUCACUGAGGAGGGGUUUUGGGCCAGUGAGAGGGAAGAGGUGACCCUGAGCUGCCUGGCCGCAUCCAACCCCCCCAGCCACUAUGUGUGGCUCCGCGACCACACUCAGGUCCACACUGGGCCCAUCUAUGUCAUCGCCAGUGCUGGCCGUGCCCACACAGGCCUGUACACCUGCCUGGCCCACAACAGCCUCCUGGACACCGGCACCCAGACCAGUGUCCAGCUCACCAUCUCCUGUGAGCCUGAGGGGCAGCCCUCCUGUGCUGUGCUCCCCACCCUCGGGGCACUGACUUGGGUCUGCACCUGGCCUGGGGGGCUUCGGGCUGCCCACCUGCAGUGGGACGGGCCCCCGGGAACGGGCCCCGCUGCCCUCAGCAACAUCACCUGGAGUCACACGGCCACCCAGCUCCCCAACAGCAGCGUCUCCACCUGCACCGGCCAGCACCCAGCCCUGGCUCUGCCCGCCCUCUGCAGCAUCACGCUGUGGGAACCCCUCCGCAGCCCCACCUGCUGGACCACGGCUACAAUCGGAGAGCAGUUCACCACGCCGAGCUGUGAGUGGCCUGGAGGCGAGCCCCCUGCGCUGCUGAGCUGGCUUGAUGGACGGCAGCAGCCCUUGGGCAGCAGCGGCACCUCGCUGGCUGCCCACCUCCUGCAAGCCCAGGAAGACCUGGCUGGCAGAGGGUUCACGUGCCGCGGCACUCACCCGCUCAGGGUCCCCGACCCUCUCUGCCAGCUCCAGCUAGAAGCCCCACAGCUGGAAGUGACUGAGGCCCGGGUGUCAGUGCUGGAGCGGGGAGAGGCCUGGCUGGGAUGUGCCCUCCUGGGGGGCACGCCGCCCGCCCAGCUCCUCUGGCUGGGCCCCCAGCGAUGGCAGGUGGAGCCAGGCCCUUCGGGACUCACACUGCACCCUGAGGGUGCCCAGCUGCGCCUGAGUGUCCGGGAUGCCGACCCAGCCCACCACAGGGGCACCUACCAGUGUGUGGCCUGAAACGCCUUGGGCAGCAGCAGUCAGAGCAUCCUGCUGGAGGUCCUGAGGCAUCCAGCACCCCCCAAUGUCACCAUCAGCUGCCUGACCUACAGGAGACGCCGGAGCGAGGUGCAGCUACCGUGGGCCGCCCGAGGCCCCGGCAACCUGACGGGCUUCCUGGUGCAGUGGAGGGCCAGCGUCCCAGGCCCCGGGGCAGGGGCUUUGGAGACCGCAGCUGGCGACAUCGAGCCAGAGAGCAGGGGCCGGCGGCUGGGGGGCUUGGACCCGGGGGUCCUCUAUGCCUUCCGUGUGCGGGCUCUGAAUCACUGCACAGCUGGACACCCUGAGGUGAAGACACCAGUGGAGCCCCUCUUCAGCGCCUAUCCUGCAGUGCUGGGUGUGGCAGGCCCAGGAAUGGUGGUGGCAACAGUGGCCUCUCUGCUAGUGUUCCAGUAUGUUGCCCGGUACCCGGGCACCUUCCCCUGUCUUGGGCGGUUGCUUGUUCCCAGGGAGCAAAGUCACCAAUAUUGGGGUUCACGGGGUGGCUCUGAGGCAGUGGCGGGCACUGAACCACCACCCACCACCCCAGGUUCGGAUCCUGCACAAGAAUCCACGGAAGCUCCAGUAAACGUCACCAUCACAGUGACGGCCACACCAUAA